Molecule: messenger RNA, 414 nt
Organism: Caenorhabditis angaria
Lineage: Eukaryota; Metazoa; Nematoda; Chromadorea; Rhabditida; Rhabditidae
Source: the annotation of a GenBank genome assembly
AUGAAGUUCCUUGUUCUCCUCCUUCUCACCAUCAUUGCCUUCUCCAAUUGUCAAGAUCUUCAAGUUGUUGCCAAAAACUUCGAAGCCAAGAUCCAAUCAUUGUUGGCUGCUAAAAACUUCGAUGCUCUUUCAACAUACAUCAAUGAGACUUUUUAUUAUUUCAUAGUUGGUGAUUUGGAUGGUGGAAAAGACGAUUUUAUUCGAUAUUUGAAAAAUGGAACUUUUACUUUGUUCAAUGGAGUUGGUCCAAACGAUAUUCCACAAUUCCGACUGUUCCUACAUCAUAUACAUAUUGUUUCUCGAAAUUUAACAAAUGGUAGAUUACUUCAAUAUGGUCUUUAUCCGAAUAAAGAAGCUGAGUUCGGAUAUCUUCUCUAUGAUUAUUAUGAUAUUGAGAAUAUAAAUAUAAUUUAA